Messenger RNA from Mustela lutreola (European mink), 2027 nucleotides. RefSeq names its product distal-less homeobox 6 (gene DLX6). Bases 403 to 1398 code for a protein of 331 amino acids. Gene Ontology annotation, biological process: cell differentiation; embryo development; regulation of transcription by RNA polymerase II. The transcript has 4 exons. Lineage: Eukaryota; Metazoa; Chordata; Mammalia; Carnivora; Mustelidae. The record is from RefSeq and is a predicted model, not a curated record. Gene Ontology annotation, molecular function: RNA polymerase II cis-regulatory region sequence-specific DNA binding; DNA-binding transcription factor activity, RNA polymerase II-specific.
CAUCAAGUCUGAAAGCAGACGCGCAACUUUCGCAGAAUCCACCUUAAAAUCUCUGCCUUAAACUGCACCAGCCCCCAAAAAAUCCAAGGGGGGAAAGAAGGGGGGGAGAGCAGAUUCCCCCCUCCCCCCUCUCCUCUCCCAUCCCUCCCCCUUCCUCCUCCCUUUGAGUUAACAAGGCCCUGCUCACUAUAUCUCUUUAUAUUAAAAAAUAUAUAUAUUAGAGAAGAGCGAGGGAGAGGGAGAACCACCUCCACCCCCUCUUUUUAAUUUUUUUUAUUUUUUUAUUUUUUUUGCAAGAAUCCCAAGAGCUAAGGUGGCUGCAGAGGGGAGAGCCGCGAGAGCCAAGUGGGGGGAGGGUGGAGGAAACCCGGGAGAAGGCUUUCUCCAGCCCCCAAAGUUUUGAUGAUGACCAUGACUACGAUGGCUGACGGCUUGGAAGGCCAGGACUCGUCCAAAUCCGCCUUCAUGGAGUUCGGGCAGCAACAGCAGCAGCAACAGCAGCAGCAGCAGCAGCAGCAGCAACAGCAGCCGCCGCCGCCGCCGCCGCCACAGCCGCACUCGCAGCAGAGCUCCCCGGCCAUGGCAGGCGCGCAUUACCCUCUGCACUGCCUGCACUCUGCGGCGGCGGCGGCGGCGGCGGCCGGCUCGCACCACCACCACCACCAGCACCACCACCACGGCUCGCCCUACGCGUCGGGCGGCGGCAACUCCUACAACCACCGCUCGCUCGCCGCCUACCCCUACAUGAGCCACUCGCAGCACAGCCCUUACCUCCAGUCCUACCACAACAGCAGCGCGGCCGCCCAGACGCGAGGGGACGACACAGAUCAACAAAAAACCACAGUGAUUGAAAACGGGGAAAUCCGGUUCAAUGGAAAAGGGAAAAAGAUUCGGAAGCCUCGGACCAUUUAUUCCAGCCUGCAGCUCCAGGCUUUAAACCAUCGCUUUCAGCAAACUCAGUACCUGGCCCUGCCCGAGAGAGCUGAACUGGCAGCUUCCUUAGGACUGACACAAACACAGGUGAAGAUAUGGUUUCAGAACAAACGUUCCAAGUUUAAGAAACUGCUGAAGCAGGGCAGUAACCCGCAUGAGAGUGACCCUCUCCCAGGCUCAGCGGCCCUGUCGCCGCGCUCGCCGGCGCUGCCUCCGGUGUGGGACGUUUCUGCCUCAGCCAAGGGCGUCAGUAUGCCCGCCAACAGCUACAUGCCCGGCUACUCGCACUGGUACUCCUCUCCACACCAGGACACGAUGCAGAGACCACAGAUGAUACAUUUCCCCCACCAGAAGAAUCUGCGCAAACAUGGCAGCGUUUUUACUUGUUUAAUGAGCUUAAGACAUUACAUGAUGAAAAAGAAGCAUUUCAGGCUCCUGCAUUUUUAUUUACCAAUCCCAGACUGACAAAAAAAAAAAAAAAAAAAAAAAAAAAGAAAGAAAGAAAAGAAGGAAGGAAGGAAGGAAGGAAGGAAAAGAAAAAAAAAAAACAAGAAAAAGAAAAGAGAAAGCAAGCAAAAGAAAAAACCCUCACAUAACAGCCCUUCUCUAAAGAAAAAGGAAAAAUCAGCUGUAAGAUUAGAACAUUGCCACAAAGGAAACGCUGCAUGUUUUAUCAAAAUGCAAUGAGCAAGAAUGAUGAUGUUGAAAAACAACAAGAGCAACAACAAAACAGAACCACUCUUUCCCCACCCCCCCAACCCUGAACUGGAAUCAGGAAAGACAGAAGAAACAACCAAAAUCACCAUUCUAUUGCUUUGAUACCUUUACUAGAUGAAUUGGUGGCAUUCACUAAGCUAAUAGGGACGUUUAUAUUGAGAAACAUUUCUGUAUAUAUUGUUGAAUUUUAGUUGUACAUAUACUUUGUAUGGUUUUGUCUUCUUUCAUAUAUGGAGUAAAAGCCACAAAACGCUGGGAGUGUCCUGUAUAUUUCUCUCUGUGUGUCUCUAUCUCACCACCCCCUCCUCCUACCCUCCCCGUAUAUUUUCUAUCACUCUUAAAAGAAUUCCUAUUUCCUAAUAUGGGAAGCCCUAUAU